Molecule: messenger RNA, 2716 nt
Organism: Cuscuta campestris
Lineage: Eukaryota; Viridiplantae; Streptophyta; Magnoliopsida; Solanales; Convolvulaceae
Source: the annotation of a GenBank genome assembly
UGUUUGGUACCCAACCCAUUCUCAUUUUGCAAUGUUUGUGUUUGUGCAUUUUCAUCUGCCAAAAAAAUGACUCACAAGCAUCGCCGGUAGGCGGUAGGUCCAGUUCGUCUAUAUUCAGAGGCCGGAGCCCUGACAUUCAUCUUCCGUUGCACUCCGUACCAAAGAGAAUACUUCAGAGUCCGAGGGGGAUUAAUCCGCACUGCACUGAUCCUCAAAAUCACACCAAUUAUUUCGCCCGCAAAUGCACAGGCCAGUGACAGACGGAUACAUCCACCAACAACCACGCGUAGACCUACCUGUCCAUGACUCAGAGGAUCACACCGAUUCCUGGAAGCCUUCGAUUCCCAUUAUCGCGCCGGUAAUUUGCGUUUCUGCGAAAUUUGAUGAUAGUUGUGAUUUUAUGCAAGAUUAUUGUGCUGUUUGAUCGAUGAGAAUUGGCGAAGUUUGUGGAGAAAGCCUGCAGUUGAAUUGAGGAGGGGUUAAAGGAUUCUGUUCAGUGGAGGCCGAAAAUGAGCAGCGAGAGGCAGGCGGUGAAGGUUCUGGACCUUGUGGAGGAAGCAAAAAGGAGAAUUGUGCUUCUCAUUGUUUGCGUGGUUGGACUCUCGUAUCUCAUGUCAUUGACAAGCUCUUCAGUUUUAGUCAACCUGCCUGCUGCCGUUCUCUUGAUUUUCUCACUUCGUUAUCUAUCACUGGAUUUUGAGGCACGGAGGAAAGCUGCAACUUAUAAGGGAAAGUCAUUCACUGCAGAUAGUGAUUGCCAGAAAAUACAAGUUGAGUGCCCAAAAGUUAUAUCUAAAAAGUCUGAUUGGAGAAUGAAAGUGGGUUCACCUAUCGUGGAGGAAGCAAUAGAUCACUUCACAAGACACAUAGUCUCUGAGUGGGUUACAGAUCUCUGGUAUGCUCGUAUAACUCCUGAUAAGCAAGGUCCAGAAGAGCUUGUGCAGAUCAUGAACUCUGUGCUGGGGGAAGUUUCAUUUCGCAUGAGAAAUAUCAAUCUUAUAGAUCUUUUAUUAAGAGACACUAUCAAUUGUUUAUGCUCCCAUUUAGAGCUUUUUCGUGUUUGUAAAGUGAAGAUAGAAAAAAUACACUCAAGAUCCCUAACCAUAGAAGAGCGUGACAUGGAGCUUAAGUUAAUGUUAGCUGCAGAGAGCAAAUUGCAUCCUGCUUUAUUUUCUCCUGAAGCUGAGCACAAGGUUCUCCAGCACCUCAUGGAUGGCCUUAUUUCAUUUACAUUCAAGUCAGAUGAUCUACAAUGCUCUCUAUUCCGCUACAUUGUCAGGGAGCUUCUUGCUUGUGCAGUAAUGCGGCCUGUAUUGAAUAUAGCUAACCCAAGAUUUAUUAAUGAGAGGAUUGAAAUUUUAGUGGCUUCUUUAAAAAAGACCGAGAAAGUUCCAGAGGCAACCCAAGUACAUCCACAGUCCAACACCAGUGGAUUCUCUAAAGUGUCAUCCAAUACUUUUUCUCCUUUCAUAGACCAUUCUGCUAAGGGUGUUGAACUUGUAGAAUUGAAAAAGGACGUCUCUGAUAAUAGCAUGGAAAACAAUGUGAAGGACAAUUUGAAUGGAGCUGACUUAUCAAAAGAUCCAUUGCUUUUGAUUGAUACACGAUCAACACGAUCUUGGAGUGCCUUGCCAACACCAACCCAUUCCAAUGAUGGAAGACUUGUUAAACGCCAUCAUUCUGGAGGUGAGUGGGGUGACAUGCUGGAUGUGUUUUCUCGCAGAAAGAAUGAAGCUCUUGCCCCAGAACAUUUUGAUAAUAUGUGGGCAAAAGGCAAAAACUAUAAAAUAAACGAGGAUAAGAAGCCUUCUUAUGAUCCAACUCACAGUUCUUUAGGUACAUCUAAAGCUGUGAGCACGUCAAAGGUAGGUCUGCGGCAUAAUGGAAACGACGGUGAAAACAAGGGUGAUGAUGAGCUUGAUGACUUGCUAUCAGACGAGGAUGUGUCAGAGAGCAGUUCACAUUCAACUGAAGACGAAGAAACCAGUGUUGGUCUUCGAUCUCCUGUGGUUAAAGUAUGGGAUGGUAAAAAUAGAAGAAAUGUUACCCACGUUCAUCAUCCCCUUGAAAGAACACAAAGGAAAAAGUCUGGAAGGAAGGGAAUUAAAGGACAGAAUCUGUCUAAACAAUCAAGCAAAACAUCAUCUGGUUUAAAGAGGUCUAGAUUGAAUGAUCACAGAGAACAUGUCUGGAAAGAGAUUGAAAGAAGAAGCUUCUUAUCAGGAGAUGGGCACGAUAUACUGAAAUCCUCUAAAGAUAAUUUGAAACAUGAAAACUCAAGUGAUGAUUCUGGGACAGAAAUGCCUGGGAGACUAUCUAGUGGAACAACUGCAACAUCCUCUUUUGCUACAAGCAAUUUAUUUGAGAAUCAUUUUUUGGAUGCAGAUACUUCAAAAUCCUCUAGCUUUGCAGAAUCUUUUAUGAAAUUACGAUGUGAGGUCAUAAGUGGGAAUAUUGUAAAAAGUGGCACCAAAACAUUUGCUGUUUAUUCAAUAUCUGUUACAGACACAUACAGUAAUAAUUGGUCAAUAAAGAGAAGGUACACAUAUGCAUACUCCUCCCAUCCUCAUGAUUAGGUUUUGUAUAUGAAUGGGCUGUAUGAUACUCCCUCCGUCCUAUAAUGAUCUUCCCAGAGCACUAUUCCAACUUCACGGGAAUUUAUAUUUAUUUGUGUUUUUUCAUGGCCUAUAUGAUAAAAUAAAAUAUUCUUGUCACC